Messenger RNA from Coffea eugenioides, 2784 nucleotides. RefSeq names its product cell division cycle protein 48 homolog. Gene Ontology annotation, molecular function: polyubiquitin modification-dependent protein binding; ATP hydrolysis activity; ATP binding. Gene Ontology annotation, cellular component: cytosol; nucleus; VCP-NPL4-UFD1 AAA ATPase complex. The coding region runs from base 100 to 2517 and encodes 805 amino acids. The transcript is spliced from 9 exons. Gene Ontology annotation, biological process: autophagosome maturation; mitotic spindle disassembly; retrograde protein transport, ER to cytosol. The record is from RefSeq and is a predicted model, not a curated record. NCBI's taxonomy places the organism in Eukaryota, Viridiplantae, Streptophyta, Magnoliopsida, Gentianales, Rubiaceae.
UCCACUUCUCGCUUGUUAUCUUGAACUCGAAGGCUCUCUAUCUCGUUGCUGCCGCCUCCGAUCAAAAACCGAUAACACAAAGAGGGAAAUCCGAAGACGAUGAGUCAUCAAGCUGAGUCAUCUGACUCGAAAGGCGGGAAGAAGGACUUCUCCACGGCGAUUUUGGAGCGGAAGAAGGCCCCUAAUCGGCUCAUCGUUGACGAAGCGGUCAACGAUGAUAACUCCGUCGUCGCCCUCCACCCUAAUACCAUGGAAAAGCUCCAGCUUUUCCGUGGCGACACUAUUUUGAUUAAGGGUAAGAAAAGGAAAGAUACCGUCUGCAUUGCUCUUGCUGAUGAGACAUGUGAGGAGCCUAAGAUUAGGAUGAACAAGGUUGUCAGGGCAAAUUUGAGAGUUAGACUUGCAGAUGUUGUAUCCGUGCACCAGUGCCCGGAUGUCAAGUAUGGGAAGCGUGUUCACAUUUUGCCCUUGGAUGAUACCAUAGAAGGUGUUACUGGAGAUCUGUUUGAUGCAUUUCUAAAACCUUACUUUCUGGAGGCAUAUCGUCCAGUCAGGAAAGGAGAUCAUUUUCUUGUUAGAGGAGGGAUGAGGAGUGUGGAAUUCAAGGUUAUUGAGACUGAUCCAGGGGAAUACUGUGUUGUUGCCCCUGACACUGAGAUAUUUUGUGAGGGUGAACCCGUGAGGAGGGAGGAUGAGGACAGACUAGAUGAGGUUGGUUAUGAUGAUGUAGGUGGUGUCAGAAAACAGAUGGCUCAGAUCCGUGAAUUGGUUGAGCUGCCACUAAGGCACCCUCAACUUUUCAAAUCCAUUGGGGUGAAGCCGCCAAAAGGAAUCUUACUUUAUGGCCCCCCAGGUUCUGGAAAGACCCUAAUAGCAAGGGCUGUUGCUAAUGAAACGGGGGCUUUCUUCUUCUGUAUUAAUGGACCUGAAAUUAUGUCCAAAUUAGCUGGAGAGAGUGAAAGCAAUCUUAGGAAGGCAUUUGAGGAGGCUGAGAAGAAUGCUCCAUCUAUCAUUUUCAUUGAUGAAAUUGACUCCAUUGCUCCUAAGCGAGAGAAAACACAUGGUGAAGUUGAAAGGAGGAUUGUGUCACAAUUAUUGACUUUGAUGGAUGGCCUGAAAUCCCGAUCACAUGUUAUUGUUAUUGGGGCAACAAAUCGCCCCAACAGCAUUGAUCCUGCCCUUAGAAGAUUUGGUAGGUUUGACAGGGAAAUAGACAUUGGUGUUCCUGAUGAGGUUGGACGCCUUGAAGUUCUUCGCAUACAUACCAAGAACAUGAAACUUGCUGAGGAUGUUGAUUUGGAAAGAAUUGCUAAAGACACCCAUGGUUAUGUUGGUGCUGACCUUGCUGCCCUUUGCACUGAAGCUGCCCUUCAAUGCAUCAGGGAAAAGAUGGAUGUCAUUGACUUGGAAGAUGACACCAUUGAUGCUGAAAUAUUGAACUCCAUGGCUGUAACAAAUGAACACUUCCAGACAGCACUUGGUACCAGCAAUCCAUCUGCUUUGCGUGAGACAGUGGUUGAAGUUCCUAAUGUUUCUUGGGAAGACAUUGGUGGCCUUGAAAAUGUCAAGCGUGAACUUCAAGAGACUGUCCAAUAUCCAGUGGAACAUCCGGAGAAGUUCGAGAAGUUUGGCAUGUCCCCUUCAAAAGGUGUCCUUUUCUAUGGCCCUCCUGGAUGUGGGAAAACUCUUUUGGCCAAGGCAAUUGCAAAUGAAUGCCAAGCCAAUUUCAUUAGUGUCAAAGGCCCUGAAUUGCUUACAAUGUGGUUUGGAGAAAGUGAAGCCAAUGUACGUGAAAUCUUUGACAAGGCUAGACAGUCUGCGCCAUGUGUUCUCUUCUUUGAUGAGCUUGACUCCAUUGCUACCCAGAGAGGAAGCAGUGUGGGAGAUGCUGGUGGUGCAGCUGACCGAGUUCUUAACCAGCUUUUGACUGAAAUGGAUGGCAUGUCAGCUAAGAAAACUGUUUUUAUCAUCGGUGCCACUAACAGGCCUGACAUAAUAGACCCUGCACUUCUCCGGCCUGGCCGUCUUGAUCAGCUAAUUUAUAUCCCUCUACCAGAUGAAGAUUCUCGUCUCCAAAUUUUUAAGGCCUGCCUCAGGAAAUCACCAGUCUCCAAAGAUGUUGAUUUGAGAGCUCUUGCCAAAUAUACUCAAGGAUUUAGUGGGGCUGAUAUUACAGAAAUAUGCCAGCGGGCUUGCAAGUAUGCCAUACGAGAGAAUAUUGAGAAAGACAUUGAGAGAGAGAAGAGGAGAAGGGAGAAUCCUGAUUCAAUGGACGAGGAUGUUGAGGAAGAGGUUGCAGAAAUUAAGGCUGCACACUUUGAGGAGUCCAUGAAGUUUGCUCGCAGAAGUGUGAGUGAUGCUGACAUACGGAAAUACCAAGCAUUUGCUCAGACCCUACAGCAGUCUCGAGGAUUUGGAAGUGAAUUCCGAUUUGCAGCGUCUGGAACUGAGAAUACCGGAUCUGACCCAUUUGCAACCUCUGCUGGUGGUGCUGACGAAGAUGACUUGUAUAGUUAGCCAUAUAGAUAUCCUGCACUUGCUUUUGCAAGUGAUGCUAUCCCCUCUCUUCAUGCAAUUCUGGUUACACAAGAGGAGGUGAUCCUCGCUUAUACAUUGUGUUUUAAUGUAUUUUAAAGGUAGAACUUGAGGAGUUUGUGGGAUUCUGGGUUGACAUUGACAGUUGGGGUCUCAACCCCUCCGAGGAUUACUGUUCCUUCAAGCUUAACUUAUUUUGUUUGGGAGAUUCUAGAAUUAAAAUCUUUAUCUUCCUAGACUUUUUUUUUU